UACUACCAUUUACCUCUCCAAUCUCUCUUUCUUUUUUUUUAAGUACCAUUAAUGUUUAUUAUCCAAAACUAAUAUUUCUGUUUAUUGAUAAAUAGUAAUAAAAUAGAUAAAAAUUGUGAGUAGUUGUAGCUAGCUUGUGAAGUAAAAGAAAGAAUAUGUGGAGACUGAAGAUAGCAGAGGGUGGCCAUGACCCUUACAUAUAUAGCACAAACAAUUUUCUUGGAAGACAAAUAUGGGAGUUUGAUCCUAAUGCAGGCACUCCUGAAGAGCGAGCUGAGGUUGAAGAAGCUUGUCAAAAUUUCUGGAAAAAUCGAUUUCAGGUCAAACCCAAUGCUGAUCUCCUCUGGCAGAAGCAGUUUCUAAGAGAGAAAAAUUUCAAGCAGGAAAUCCCAAUAGUAAAGGUUAAGGGUUUUGAGGAAAUGACGCAUGAAACAGUAACAGCAGCACUGAGGAGAAGUGUCCACGUUUUCUCUGCCUUACAGGCCCGCGAUGGUCAUUGGCCUGCUACAAAUUCCGGCUCAUUAUCCUUCUUGCCUCCCUUGGUAUUUUUUUUUUGGUAUUUUGUACUGUACAUUCCAGGUUAUCUAAAAUACAAUAAUCACAGAAGAGGCAUUGUAUAUAAUAUUAUUGUUGCUCAGAACGAAGAUGGCGGAUGGGGUCUGCACAUAGAGGGUCAUAGCAUAAUGUUCUGCACUGUUCUAAACUACAUUUGUAUGAGAAUGCUUGGAGAAGGGCCUGAUGGAGGGAAAGAUAAUUCUUGUGAAAGAGCUAGAAAGUGGAUUCUUGAUCAUGGUUCUGCAAUUGCCAUUCCUUCUUGGGGAAAGAUAUGGCUUUCGAUACUUGGUCUUUAUGACUGGUAUGGAACGAAUCCAGUUCCUCCAGAGUUUUGGGCAAUCCCAAGUUUCUUUCCAAUACAUCCAGCAAAAAUGUUGUGCUAUUGUCGGAUGACAUACCUUCCAAUGUCAUAUAUUUAUGGGAAAAGAUUUGUUGCUCCAGUAACUCCUCUUAUUUUGCAAUUAAGAGAAGAAAUUUUCAAUCAACCUUAUGAAAAAAUUGAUUGGAGAAGCGUCCGACAUUUGUGUGCAAAAGAAGAUCUGUACUAUCCUCGUACUUUUGUCCAAACAUUGCUUUGGGAUGUUUUGUACAAUUUUGCAGAGCCUCUUCUUAAUAGUUGGCCCUUUAACAAAUUGAGAGAAAAGGCUCUAAACCAAACUAUGCUCCAUUUACAUUAUGAAGAUGAAGUCAGUCGCUACAUUACAAUUGGCUCCAUAGAAAAGCCAUUAUUUAUGCUUGCUUGUUGGAUUGAAGAUGCCAAUGGGGACUAUUUCAAGAAGCAUCUUGCUAGGUUCUCAGAUUUCUUGUGGGUUGCAGAAGAUGGAAUGACUGCUCAAAGUUUUGGUAGUCAAGGAUGGGAUACCAGUUUCGCUCUCCAAGCUUUGAUAGCUUGCAACCUCACCAAUGAAAUAGGACCUACACUUAGGGAAGGACACAGCUUCAUCAAGAAUUCUCAGGUUUCUGAGAAUCCUCCUGGUGACUUCAGAAGAAUGUUUCGACACAUAUCAAAAGGAGGAUGGACUUUUUCCGAUAGAGAUCACGGAUGGCAAGUUUCUGAUACUACUGCGGAAGGAUUAACUUGUUGCUUACUUUUCUCGAUGAUGCCACCAGAGACUGUGGGUGAAAAAUUGGAGCCUGAGAAGUUAUUUGAUGCUGUUAAUGUCAUACUCUCUCUUCAGAGUAAAAAUGGCGGUUUAGCAGCAUGGGAGCCAGCACCACCAACAUUUUGGAUGGAGUGGCUCAAUCCAACUGAGCUCUUUGAGGAUGCUGUCAUUGAACAUGAGCAUGUUGAGUGUACCUCAUCUUCUAUCUACGCUUUGGCUCUAUUCAAGAAACUGUAUCCUGAUCAUAGAAAGAAGGAGAUCGAAGAUUUUAUCGCAAAUGCUGUACAAUUCAUUCAAAAAAUUCAAAGGCCUGAUGGUUCAUGGUAUGGGAAUUGGGGGAUAUGCUUCACAUAUGGCACAUGGUUUGCACUAAGAGGCUUAGCUGCUGCUGGCAAGACUUACUACAACUGUUCUGCUGUACGCAGAGGCGUCAACUUUCUGCUCAAAUUACAAAAAGAGGAUGGUGGUUGGGGAGAGAGUUAUCUUUCAUGUCCAAACAAGGAAUAUGUUCCUCUUGAGGGUGAGAGGUCAAAUCUGGUGCAGACUGCUUGGGCUUUGAUGGGGCUAAUUCAUGGUGGACAGGGGGAGAUAGACCCUGCACCAUUGCAUCUUGCUGCCAAGCUUCUAAUCAAUUCACAAACAGAACUAGGUGAUUUUCCCCAGCAGGAAAUUUUAGGAGUCUACAUGAGGAAUGGCAUGUUACACUAUGCAGCAUAUAGGAAUAUUUUCCCUUUGUGGGCUCUAGCAGAAUAUCGCCAGCAUUUUUCAUUUUCUUCGAAAAGUGUUUGAAUUAUAUAACUUCUAUAAUUACAUUUUUCAUUGAGUGCUUUUUCAUUCUCUGCCACAGCA
Molecule: messenger RNA, 2507 nt
Organism: Jatropha curcas
Lineage: Eukaryota; Viridiplantae; Streptophyta; Magnoliopsida; Malpighiales; Euphorbiaceae
Source: RefSeq, a predicted model, not a curated record